AUGACUACAAGCAUUUCAGACGACGCCGUUUUGGAAUUCAUCUUCAACCCUGAGGCACAAGGUCAACCCUUUUCAUCACUCCAACAAGCCGUUGAGAACAAGCCUGAGAAGGAAUUUGCACCUGAAUUGUUAAAAGAGCUCCAGGAUUUGGAAAAGCAAGCUGUCAACCAUGCCAACGAAGGCCGGUUACAAGAUGCUUUGGAUGUGCUCAAUCAAUGUAUCACACGUGAACCAGACUAUGCAUCAGCAUACAAUAACCGAGCACAAGUACAUCGAUUGAUGAAGAAUAAUGAAGCUGCUAUGAAUGAUUUAGAUAAAGUCAUUUCGACUCUGGGUAAAGGACAACCUUCUAUUCUGCGCCAGGCAUAUACACAACGUGCUAUUCUUAAGCGUAGUCAGGGUGACUCUGAAGGAUCACGUAUCGAUUUUGAACAAGGAGCUCGAUUUGGAAAUCCCAUUGCACGUACCAUUGCUGUCCAAGAGAACCCAUAUGCCAAAAUGUGUAACCAGAUGGUGAUGGAGAUGAUGAGCCGAGAAAUGAAUCCAGGUUGCCAUAACAACAAUGAAUAA
Molecule: messenger RNA, 570 nt
Organism: Lichtheimia ornata
Lineage: Eukaryota; Fungi; Mucoromycota; Mucoromycetes; Mucorales; Lichtheimiaceae
Exons: 6
Coding region: 1-570 (189 amino acids)
Biological process (GO): cilium assembly
Molecular function (GO): protein binding
Source: RefSeq, a predicted model, not a curated record